GUAAUGAGCCUCUCCCCUGCACCUUUGUCACUGCUAAUCAAGGCAGCUCCUAUCCUCACAGAAGAGAUGUAUGGGGACAUCCAGCCAGCAGCGUGGGAGCUCCUGCUCAGUGUGGAUGAGCACAUGGCUGGAGCAGCAGCUGCCAUGUUCCUGCUGUGUGCCGUGAAAGUGCCAGAGGCCGUUUCUGACAUGCUCAUGUCCGAGUUUCAUCAUCCAGAGACGGUGCAAAGACUGAAUGCCAUUCUCAAAUUUCACACGCUCUGGAGGUUUAGGUAUCAAGUCUGGCCAAGGAUGGAAGAAGGAGCACAGCAGAUCUUUAAGAUCCCUCCUCCAAGUAUAAACUUCACUCUGCCUUCUCCUGUCCUGGGGAUGCCAUCUGUACCAAUGUUUGACCCGCCCUGGGUCCCUCAGUGCAGCGGGAGUGUGCAAGAUCCUAUAAAUGAAGAUCAGUCGAAGUCAUUUUCAGCCAGAGCUGUGUCGCGUUCCCAUCAGCGAGCGGAGCACAUCCUGAAGAACCUGCAGCAGGAGGAAGAGAAGAAGCGCCUGGGCCGAGAAGCCAGUCUCAUCACUGCCAUACCCAUCACUCAGGAGGCCUGCUACGAGCCAACCUGUACACCAAGCUCAGAGCAAGAAGAAGAAGUAGAAGAAGUUGCCAACCUGGCCUCCCGCCGUCUCUCUGUGAGUCCUUCCUGCACCUCCAGUACAUCUCAUAGGAACUACUCUUUCCGCCGAGGCUCUGUCUGGUCAGUGCGGUCAGCAGUCAGUGCAGAAGAUGAAGAACAUACUACAGAGCAUACUCCAAACCACCAUGUGCCACAGCCACCUCAAGCUGUCUUUCCAGCGUGCAUCUGUGCAGCAGUGCUCCCCAUUGUCCAUUUGAUGGAAGAUGGAGAAGUCCGGGAGGAUGGAGUAGCUGUAAGUGCUGUUGCUCAGCAGGUCCUGUGGAACUGCUUAAUUGAAGACCCCUCUACAGUUCUGCGCCAUUUCCUUGAGAAGCUCACCAUCAGCAACCGGCAGGAUGAGCUGAUGUAUAUGUUAAGGAAGCUUUUGUUGAACAUUGGAGACUUCCCUGCCCAGACAUCUCAUAUUCUCUUUAACUACUUGGUAGGACUGAUCAUGUAUUUUGUACGCACUCCAUGUGAGUGGGGCAUGGAUGCCAUUUCUGCCACACUUACCUUCCUUUGGGAAGUGGUGGGUUAUGUAGAAGGACUCUUCUUCAAGGAUCUCAAACAGACUAUGAAGAAGGAACAAUGUGAAGUGAAGCUGCUGGUGACUGCCUCAAUGCCAGGCACAAAAACGCUUGUCGUGCAUGGACAGAAUGAGUGUGACAUCCCAACUCAGUUACCAGUCCAUGAGGACACACAGUUUGAGGCUCUUCUGAAGGAGUGUUUGGAGUUUUUUAACAUACCCGAAACACAGUCUUCUCAUUACUUUUUAAUGGAUAAGCGAUGGAAUCUUAUUCAUUACAACAAGACCUACGUCCGUGACAUUUAUCCUUUCCGGAGGUCAGUUUCUCCCCAGCUCAACCUGGUACAGAUGCAUCCAGAAAAGGGUCAAGAGCUCAUUCAGAAGCAGGUGUUCACCCGCAAGCUGGAAGAGGUGGGUCGGGUGUUGUUCCUCAUAUCACUGACACAGAAAAUCCCUACUGCCCACAAGCAGUCCCAUGUAUCUAUGCUCCAGGAGGACCUCCUCCGCUUGCCUUCAUUUCCCCGAAGUGCCAUUGAUGCCGAGUUCUCACUCUUCAGUGAUCCCCAAGCUGGGAAAGAACUCUUUGGUCUGGACACUCUUCAGAAAAGCUUGUGGAUUAAGCUGCUGGAGGAGAUGUUCCUUGGCAUGCCCAGUGAGUUCCCCUGGGGGGAUGAGAUCAUGCUGUUCUUGAACGUCUUCAACGGUGCCCUGAUCCUGCACCCUGAAGACAGUGCCUUGUUGAGGCAGUACGCUGCCACAGUCAUCAACACAGCUGUGCACUUCAACCACCUCUUCUCCCUCAGCGGGUACCAGUGGGUCCUCCCCAGCAUGUUGCAGGUGUACGCUGACUACGAAAGCAACCCCCAGUUACGCCAAGCGAUGGAGUUUGCGUGCCGCCAGUUCUAUGUUCUGCAUCGCAAGCCUUUUAUUCUGCAGCUGUUUGCGAGCGUGGCCCCUCUCCUGGAGUUCCCUGAUGCUACAAACAAUGGAACCAGCAAAGGCGUGUCAGCUCAGUGCCUGUUUGACCUGCUGCAGUCCUUAGAGGGAGACACUCCAGACAUUUUGGACAUCUUAGAGCUGGUGAAAGCAGAAAAACCUCUCAAGUCAUUAGAUUUCUGCUAUGGGAAUGAAGACUUGACCUUUUCGAUCAGUGAAGCCAUCAAGCUGUGUGUGACAGUGGUGGCCUAUGCUCCUGAAUCAUUCAGAAGCCUCCAGAUGCUGAUGGUCUUGGAAGCGCUGGUUCCCUGUUACUUGCAGAAGCUGAAGCGACAGACCUCUCAGGCGGAGACUGCGACGGCAGCUCGUGAGGAGAUCGCUGCUAUGGCUGCCCUUGCCACCUCUCUGCAGGCCCUCCUGUACAGCGUGGAAGUCCUCACCAGGCCUAUGACAGCCCCACAGAUGAGUCGAUGUGACCAGGGCCACAAAGGGACCACGACAGCAAACCACACCAUGUCAGCAGGCGUCAACACCAGGUAUCCAGAACAAGGAGCCAAACUGCACUUUAUCAGGGAGAACCUUCACUUACUGGAGGAGGGCCAGGGUCUUCCCCGAGAAGAGCUGGAUGAACGAAUUGCCAGAGAGGAGUUCAGGAGACCGCGGGAGUCAUUGCUGAAUAUCUGCACAGAGUUUUACAAGCAUUGUGGUCCAAGGCUGAAGAUUCUGCAGAAUCUGGCUGGUGAACCUCGAGUGACUUCUCUAGAGCUGCUGGAUGUGAAGUCCCACAUGAGAUUGGCAGAAAUCGCACAUUCCCUGCUGAAACUGGCGCCUUACGACACGCAGACGAUGGAAAGCCGAGGUCUCCGGCGCUACAUCAUGGAGAUGCUGCCCAUCACUGACUGGACAGCCGAGGCGGUGAGACCUGCCCUGAUCCUCAUCUUAAAGAGAUUGGAUCGUAUGUUCAAUAAAAUUCACAAGAUGCCUACCCUGAGGCGCCAGGUUGAGUGGGAGCCUGCCAGCAGUUUGAUUGAAGGGGUUUGUUUGACACUUCAGAGGCAGCCUAUCAUAUCCUUCCUGCCUCACCUUAGGUCUCUGAUCAAUGUCUGUGUCAACCUGGUGAUGGGAGUGGUAGGACCCUCCAGUGUGGCUGACGGAUUACCCCUUCUUCAUCUCAGCCCUUAUCUCUCGCCACCUCUGCCCUUCAGCACAGCUGUUGUCCGGCUUGUAGCAUUGCAGAUACAGGCUUUGAAAGAAGAUUUCCCCCUAAGCCAUGUCGUCUCCCCAUUCACCAAUCAGGAAAGAAGGGAAGGAAUGCUUUUAAACCUACUGAUUCCAUUUGUGCUCACAGUAGGAUCUGGAAGCAAAGACAGUCCCUGGCUGGAGCAGCCUGAGGUCCUGCUGCUGCUCCAGACUGUUAUCAAUAUCCUUCUGCCACCUCGCAUCAUCAGCACUUCCCGCAGCAAGAAUUUUAUGCUGGAGAGCUCCCCCGCCCAUUGCUCCACCCCAGGGGAUGCGGGGAAGGACCUGCGGCGGGAAGGGCUCGCAGAGUCCACCAGCCAGGCUGCCUACCUGGCCCUGAAGGUGAUCCUUGUUUGCUUUGAACGCCAACUGGACAGCCAGUGGUACUGGCUGAGCCUGCAAGUCAAAGAGAUGGCCCUGCGGAAGGUGGGAGGGCUGGCCCUGUGGGAUUUCCUCGACUUUAUCGUGCGAACACGGAUCCCUAUCUUUGUGCUCCUUCGGCCCUUCAUCCAGUGCAAGCUGCUGGCCCAGCCGGCCGAGAACCACGAGGAGCUGACGGCCCGACAGCACAUCGCCGACCAGCUGGAGAGACGGUUCAUCCCGCGCCCGCUCUGCAAGAGCUCCCUCAUCGCCGAGUUCAACAACGAGCUGAAGAUCCUGAAGGAAGCAGUGCAUAGCGGGUCUGCUUACCAAGGGAAGACAUCUGUCAGCACCGUGGGCACCUCCACCUCCGCUUACCGCCUGAGCCUGGCCACCAUGUCCCGCUCCAACACCGGCACCGGCACCGUCUGGGAGCAGGACAGUGAGCCUUCCCAGCAGGCCUCGCAGGACACGCUGAGCCGCACGGAUGAGGAGGAUGAAGAAAAUGACUCUUUGAGCAUGCCCAGUGUGGUAAGUGAACAAGAAGCAUACCUUAUGGGUGCCAUUGGGAGGAGACGGUUCUCCAGCCAUCUCUCCAGCGUGUCUGCACCUCAGGCUGAGGUGGGCAUGUUACCCAGCCAAAGUGAACCUAAUGUCCUCGAUGACUCCCCGAGCCUGGCCACUGAGGGCAGCCUCUCUAGGGUGGCAAGCGUGCAGAGCGAGCCAGGGCAGCAGAACCUCCUUCUGCAGCAGCCCCUGGGGCGGAAGAGAGGCCUGCGGCAGCUUCGACGACCACUGCUGUCGCGUCAGAAGACUCAGACCGAGCCUCGGAGCCGUCACGGAGCUCGACUUUCCACCACGCGGCGCAGCAUCCAGCCCAAACCCAAACCUAGCGCGGAGCAGAAGCGGUCGGUGACUUUCACUGAAGCCCAGCCGGAGCCCACCGCCGCCUGCCCAGGGGACGCGCCGGCGCCAGCAGCCCCGCAGCAGGGCUGCAGCCGCAGCAGCCCCCAGGCCCCCGGCACGCAGGAGCCGCCCACGAAGCGGCAGGGCAGUUUGCGGGGAAGCGCCUGGCGCGUUGUCGUAGGGAACACUAGUGGAAUCUGGCGGAGCGAGGCACUUUCUACUGAGAAGGAGAAGGACAAAGAGGAGGGCUUGGAGUCCCGGCCAGCAACAGCACAAAGCACCCCCCCCACGCAGCUCUCUGACACCGAGGACUACGCUGGCCUCGAGACCACCAGCUUGCUGCAGCAUGGGGACACUGUCCUUCACAUCAGUGAGGACAACGGGAUGGAGAACCCCUUGCUGGCCACUCACUUCAGCUUCACGCACGUGGAGCUUGGGGAGACUGACGUUGAUCUAGAUGAAUCUCAUGUUUAA
Messenger RNA from Tauraco erythrolophus (red-crested turaco), 5103 nucleotides. The record is from RefSeq and is a predicted model, not a curated record. Lineage: Eukaryota; Metazoa; Chordata; Aves; Musophagiformes; Musophagidae.